Molecule: messenger RNA, 377 nt
Organism: Closterium sp. Naga37s-1
Lineage: Eukaryota; Viridiplantae; Streptophyta; Zygnematophyceae; Desmidiales; Closteriaceae
Source: the annotation of a GenBank genome assembly
GCGAUCAUCUGUUGGUGGGGGGAGACGAGGGCAAGGUGGCAUGGAUCGACAUGGACCUCUCCACGCGCCCCUACCGCGUCUUGAGGAGUCACGGAGGCAUGGACGUGCGGUCAGUGGCAUUCCACCCCACGUACCCGCUGUUCGCCAGUGCAGCGGAGGACGGGUCAGCCUUUGCCUUCCACGGGAUGGUCUUUGCCGACCUGCUGCAGAACCCCCUCAUCGUGCCCCUCAAGAUCCUCCGCGCGCCGCCCCCUCCGCAACAAGCCACCUCUUCCUCGUCCUCCUCCAAGAGUCUGUACGCGUGUGCCUUCCACCCCUCCCAGCCAUGGCUCUUCACUGCAGGCGCUGACUGCUCAGUCACCCUCUUCACACACUGA